This is a messenger RNA of Nelumbo nucifera (sacred lotus), 2056 nucleotides long. The record is from RefSeq and is a predicted model, not a curated record. NCBI's taxonomy places the organism in Eukaryota, Viridiplantae, Streptophyta, Magnoliopsida, Proteales, Nelumbonaceae.
CACAAAUGGUCGCCUCACAGCCACAUCCGUCGUUCAUGUUAGGAUGUGCAUGGUAGGAUGCGCCUGUGAGGCGCUAGGAGUGAAAAGCAGAUCCGGUCUAUGAAUGAAUGACAACAGCCAAGCAUAAAGGUUGUCGUCGCACUCCAAAUUGUGUGAUUUGUCUAUCUGUGGAAGAUCAACAGCUGCACUUCGUUUUCAGGUUUGUGGAAGAUAAAAAGGUAUAAGCAGCUGCGACCACAACGGAUUGCAAAACAAAGAAGAGCGAGAAGCGAUGGAGAAAACGGAGGUCGUGUUCGUUCCGAUAUAUGGAGUUGGUCACCUGUUCUCGUCGGUUGAGCUUGCAAAGCGACUUAUCCAUCGAGAUGAUCGCCUCUCCAUCACCGUCCUGUGUAUGAGGCCACCGUCUUUUUACGGUGUUGACCCUUAUGUUGAAUCCCUUGCUGCCUCCAACCCUAGCAUCCGUUUCAUUGGUCUGCCUCAGGUCGAUCCCCCGUCGCCGGAAGUUUAUAAUGGUCCAGAAGGGUUCAUAUCUCUCUUCGUUGAAAGUUACAAACCACACGUUAGGCACGCUCUCACCCAACUUAUGUCGCCCGGUUCUGGUGCUCACACGGUUCGAGUCGCUGGGAUGGUGAUUGAUCUCUUCUGCACCUCCAUGAUCGAUGUAGCCAAUGAGUUCGGAAUCCCUUCGUACUUGUUCUUCACUUCUGGCGCAGGGCUGCUCGGUCUUAUGCUCCACCUUCCAACACUCGAUACUCAGAUUCCCACUGGCACCGAGUUAAAGGACGCGGAGACUGAGCUAAAAUUCCCAAACUUUGUCAACCCAGUUCCUCCGUUCUCCUUGCCUAAGCCCUUGUGGAACAGGAAGGAACAUGGCUAUACAUGGUUCGUCUAUCACGGUCGCAGGUUCAAGGAGGUGAAGGGCAUCAUAAUUAACACAUUUGCAGAGUUUGAAUCCCAUGCCGUUAACUCGCUGUCUGAUGGUCAAACACCAGCGAUUUACCCGGUUGGGCCGUUGGUUCAACUCGAGGGUCUGUCGCACUCGUUGUCCGACCACACCCGCACCCAAUACAGCGAGAUCAUGAAAUGGCUCGACGACCAGCCUCCGUCGUCGGUGGUGCUCCUGUGCUUUGGCAGCAUGGGCGGCUUUGAUGAAGCCCAGGUAAAAGAGAUAGCCAUUGGCCUUGAGCGAAGUGGUUACCGGUUCUUGUGGUCUCUACGUCAAGCCAGGGUGGGGAUGCCCAUGCCUAAUGCUUAUCCAAAUCCGAAGGAAGUUUUGCCUGAUGGUUUCUUGGAAAGAACGGAGGGAAGGGGAUUCAUCUGUGGGUGGGUCCCGCAGGUGAAGGUCCUGGCCCACCCAGCCAUCGGAGGGUUUGUAUCUCACUGUGGAUGGAACUCGACACUGGAGAGUCUGUGGUAUGGUGUACCGCUGGCGACAUGGCCCCUCUAUGCGGAGCAACAUUUAAACGCGUUUCAGUUGGUAAAGGAAUUGGGGUUGGCGGUGGAGUUAAGGUUGGAGUACCGGAACGGUGUGGAUCUGGCGAGUGCAGAGGAGGUGGAGAGAGGUAUGAGGUCUCUGAUGGCCGCUGAUAGUGAAGUGAGGACAAGGGUUAGGGAGAUGGGGGAGAAGAGUAGAGCGGUUUUGGUGGAAGGUGGAUCUUCAUUUGUUUCAUUAGGACGCCUGAUUGAGGAUCUGAUGCAUAAUAACUGAUGCGAGGAGAGUGGAGAAAUCUCUGAAAUAGCGCGGUCGUUAGUAUCAUUCUAUGCAAGUCAUUGGCAUGGUCCAGAGGAAGCCUGUCCGUGGUGAUAUGACAUAUUGUCAGCGUUGUCCGAUAAAAUAGCAUGUUGGAAUGGUGUGGGGAUUCAAGGUCUAUUACCUGAUAUUGCUUUUGCAGUCAACUAGCAACAUUGUUCAGUUUGUUUAAUAGAUUACAGAUUAACGUUAUCAUGUUUAUUAGAUAACUCAAAAUAAAAACAUUAUCAGGUCUAUUACCUGACAGAGCAUUUUUUGUCACCCUCAUUUUGGCUAGUCAAGUUAUUUUCCAAGAGUGUAUUAUUU